AUGGACAGAGGGUGUGAACGCCUCUGGACCCUGGAAAGGCUAGAUCCAUGGUACGAUCGUGACUAUCAGACGCUUGAAGGAAUUCAUUACGUCCCUCUUUCCAGCAGUGAAAGUAAAAAAGGUAUCGCGCGUAUGGAGACUCCACAGCUGUUCGAGUCGCUGAUUCGUGUCGGUUCGUCCGGAUCGAGUCGUCAGUACCUGGAACUAAGUAAAGUCUACUUCACCUGUUGCUCUGUAUAUUAUAUCACUGGUUCUGGUAUUGAGGUGGUAAUGGCAAUACCACCAGGGCUCCAAAGUUGGCGCUGCUACCACGCUGCUACAAGACUGGACUUUACCCUUUCAAAUCCACUCUGCAUUCUCUUUGAACCAUUCAAACGGGGCGAUUGA
Messenger RNA from Aspergillus oryzae RIB40, 387 nucleotides. RefSeq lists its product as uncharacterized. The record is from RefSeq and is a predicted model, not a curated record. NCBI's taxonomy places the organism in Eukaryota, Fungi, Ascomycota, Eurotiomycetes, Eurotiales, Aspergillaceae. The transcript is spliced from 3 exons. Bases 1 to 387 code for a protein of 128 amino acids.